AUGGUCGAUUUCGGAACAGGAGAGAGAAUCAACAGGUUCGUUUGUCCUAACGACAGGCAAUUAGCUUUGAGAGCCAAAUUAAAUACAGGAUGGAGUGUCAAGACGGCGACCCUCGGAUACAGCCAUAAAGUACCGCAAUCUUCGCCAUUGGCUGCGGAAGAACAAGAAGCUAUUGUCCAAGUCAUACAGAGAGCUGAGCAGUUAGAUAUGUCUGAACAGCAAAGGAUUGGAAAACUAGUGGAAAAAUUGGAUAGCAUGAGAAGAAACGCUUUAGGAAAGAAUGCAGCUCAGUGUUUACUGUGCGGCGAUAAUUUUGGUAUACUGGGUGCUCAAAAAAUCGUGUGUAUGGACUGUAGAAGACUCGCUUGUACUAAAUGUUCUAUAGAUACAUUAGCUGGAAGAGGACCAAGACACGCGUACCAGCCCCAGUCGAAGAAACCCCAACUGCUAGUGAGCCUUUUGUUUUUGACCAAAAGAAGUAAAGUUAAAGUGAAAAGACUGUUUGUUUCUAGUACCGCUGCUAGGGAGCACUGGCUAUGUAUGAUCUGCGCGGAAACUAGGGAGAUGUGGAAGAAAUCUGGAGCAUGGUUCUACAAAAGUAUUCCGAAAUACGUUCUUCCAGUAGAUAAUUCUAGGUUUAAGAGAAGCAAAAGCGUUAGAGCUUCCAGGAGGUAUAAAGACGAUGACAGCAGUUCUGAUGAAGAGAGAAGAUUGUGGGGAAGGAGGAAGAGGGCGAAUUCUAGUACAGAAAGUGCAUUAGAUGCUAUAGAACAGGAUCAACACAAUUACCAUAAUAACCUUCCUGGAUAUAAUUAUAGUCGGCAGAAUAGCUCCGGAGAAUCGCAAGUCUCCAGAGAAAUGGAUUCCUUGAAGACACAAGUGAGUUCGAUGACCCUGAACGAGACAAAAAGUUGGGAAGAGGCUGGAAGCGAUAGCCGUCAGGAUAUGGAAGGUUCUCAACUAUCGAGGAGAGAUUCAAUGGCAACGAAAUCUCUAUCAGAUUGGAAUAAUUGGUCACCAGAUAAUAGAACUGAAGAUAAAAUAUCGCCUAGUACUUCUAGUAUUAACAGCAGUAUUUUUAAGACUACCAACGAAGAAAAGGCAAUUGACACCUCAAUGGGUGUUAUAGAACUUUCUCUGACCUAUGACCAAGAGACCAAUACCUUACACUGUACAGUAUAUCGGGCUAAAAAUUUGAUUUCAAUGGAUAUGGCCGGUUUGUCAGAUCCUUUUUGCAAGCUGAACAUCCUGCCGAACGCCAAGAUGUCGACUAGAUUAAGGACUAAAACGGUGCACAAAACAAGGAAUCCGGAAUUCAACGAAAAUCUGACCUUUUACGAUAUCAGCGAAAGCGACCUGAUGAAAAAGUCCUUGCAUAUCCUUGUUGUCGACGAUGAUAAAUACGGCCACGAUUAUAUGGGGGAAACGAGAAUGAAAUUGGCAAAGUUGAAGUAUCAAAACACGAUUUAUUUGACUGUACCACUGGAAAACUUACGAGCUGAACAGAAAGGUCCAGUACCAACGACAGAGUUGACAGAGUGGUUCGACGAUUUGUGGUCCAGGGGCCAAAUCCUUUUGGGUCUGUGUUACAAUACGAAGAAAAGGGCUCUUGUAGUUUCCGUAGUAAGAUGUGUUAAUUUGCUGCCAAUGGAUAAUAAUGGUUUAUCUGAUCCAUUUGUUAAAUUGCAGUUGAAACCCGAUCCGAAUCAUAAAAAACACAAAACGUCGAUAAAAUGGAAGAACCUUAAUCCGGUGUUUAACGAGGAAUUUGCGUUUGAAACCAGACCAACCGAGUUGAGUACUCAAAGCCUCUAUAUAACCGUUUACGACAAGGAUUACGGCAAGAGUAACGACUACUUAGGAGGGCUCAUAUUAGGUGGAACUGGCUCUAAAGGUCUUCGCCUUAAACAUUGGAUGGACAUGAUACGGUAUCCCGACCACAGACACGAACAGUGGCAUAAUCUAACCGAGGAUAUUCUAGAAUAA
This is a messenger RNA of Psylliodes chrysocephalus, 1986 nucleotides long. NCBI's taxonomy places the organism in Eukaryota, Metazoa, Arthropoda, Insecta, Coleoptera, Chrysomelidae. The record is from the annotation of a GenBank genome assembly.